Messenger RNA from Brienomyrus brachyistius, 4601 nucleotides. RefSeq names its product UDP-N-acetyl-alpha-D-galactosamine:polypeptide N-acetylgalactosaminyltransferase 12 (gene galnt12). The transcript has 10 exons. Gene Ontology annotation, cellular component: Golgi apparatus. The record is from RefSeq and is a predicted model, not a curated record. The coding region runs from base 930 to 2660 and encodes 576 amino acids. Lineage: Eukaryota; Metazoa; Chordata; Actinopteri; Osteoglossiformes; Mormyridae.
UUUGUAUCAUGUCUUCUGUAGUGACCAGAGGCAAACUACAUGCCUGUCAUUAGCUGGCCACUUAGUCUUCUCUAAAUGCCUGGUACCUGUUUGCCUACCCGGAAGCAGUAGGUAGUUGACUAAAUCAGACCGUCAAAUUAAAGCCAAGCAAACGCAGAAACAGCGAUAUUUGCUUAUGUUCUUCCCACAGAAGGCCCCGAUUAUAAACCACCAGCAGGUCUUAGGUCGUCACACCCAUUGGAACUUGCCUGACGUUCCCCGCUCACGCAAACAAACUUCCUAGGGCGCACGGAGAGUCCUCCUUUCUUGGACGCGAAGCGCACACACGCCGUCCAUUCGCCUUCAUGCAUGGUUUUCGCUUGAUGUUGCAGGGAUUCUUCCUCCCCGAUGUUCAUUUCUUUCCGCUAUGGCGACUAUGAAAAGAAAAGUAACCGAUGAGCUCAAAGUGGAUCUGGGUUAACCUCGACUCCUUGCAAUUCAGAAGACUCUGUGAUUUGACCUAUUUUCCCUCCUGUGCUAAUCUAUUUAUCCGGCUGAUCCUUUUUUUUUCUACCUCUUGCAAUAUGUGAUUCGGCUCUUUAUCGUUCCUGGACGUGAUCUGGAAUUAGAGCGACGCGAUCCUGUGACACCUUCCAGAUACUUUACUAAAGCAAGAAGCUACCGUGACAAGCGGGUUAUUUGAUUACAAUUUAAGAAUGGCAUGUGGUUUGACUUUUAUUUAAGUUUGUCACAAAACGACCCACUUCGGGUGAAAGUCGUUUUCGCUUAGCGAGUGCCUGGUUUCAGGGGAAAACAGAAAAACACGUAACUCUGGGGCUGCUGAAGUGAGAAAGAAACGUGCUUUGUCGGGAUUACUCUUAAUUAAGGAACUUCUUAUAAUGCCACCCGUUUAACUUUUAAAAAGGAACUGGAAAUAAUAGCGGGGAAUAAUGUCAUUCUACUGGAGAAAGCGCCGGUCCAAGCUCAUACUUUGCAUAAUUGGAGUUUCUCUUUUGGGGUAUUUUAUUUUUCACAAGAACACGGAUGUUGAGUUGCUAGACAAAAGAUAUGUCGCAACUCGUGAUGACAUGGAGGACGACGAAUUGGUAAAAAGGCUGGUUUAUGAAAAGCCUCCUCUGGACGUCAAUGCCCUGGGUGAAAUGGGACGAGCUGUCACACUCGACUUGAAUGAAACGGAGAAAAUGAAAGAAGAACUGAGUAUUAAAAAACAUCAGAUCAACAUAUACGUCAGCGACAAGAUAUCCCUGCACCGCAGGUUACCAGAAAGGUGGAAUCCGCUUUGCAAGGAUGUGAAGUACGACUACCGUAACCUGCCGUCUACGUCGGUGGUGAUCGCCUUCUACAACGAGGCGUGGUCGACUCUGCUGCGGACCGUACAUAGUGUGCUGGAGACCUCCCCCGACAGGCUCUUGCGGGACAUCAUUCUCGUCGAUGACUACAGUGACCAGGACCACCUGAAGGAACGCCUGGAGGUGUACAUAUCUACCCUGCGUAAGGUCCGCCUGAUCCGUGCGCGCAAGAGGGAAGGUCUGGUGAGAGCUCGCCUCCUGGGUGCUUCCAUCGCCACGGGGGACGUGCUCACCUUCCUGGACUGCCACUGUGAGUGCCACGAGGGUUGGCUGGAGCCUCUGCUCCACAGGAUCAAUGAGGAGCCGGCAGCGGUGGUGUGUCCUGUGAUUGACGUGAUUGACUGGAACACCUUCCAGUACCUGGGCAAUGCCGGGGAGCCCCAAAUCGGGGGCUUUGACUGGCGGCUGGUCUUCACAUGGCACCCUGUGCCGGCGUACGAGCAGGCCAGGCGUCGUUCUCCCACGGACGUGAUCAGGUCCCCUACCAUGGCUGGGGGGUUGUUUGCCGUCAGUAGGAAGUAUUUCCAGUAUUUGGGCACAUAUGACACUGGAAUGGAGGUUUGGGGUGGAGAGAACCUGGAAUUUUCCUUCAGGAUCUGGCAGUGUGGCGGCAGCCUGGAGAUCCACCCCUGUUCCCACGUGGGACACGUCUUCCCCAAGAAGGCGCCGUACUCGCGCAGCAAGGCACUGGCCAAUAGCGUGCGUGCCGCUGAGGUCUGGAUGGAUAAGUACAAGGAGCUCUUCUACCAUCGCAACCCCCACGCUCGCCUGGAGGCAUAUGGAGAUGUGACAGAGCGACGGAAUCUCAGGAGGCAGCUGGGCUGCAAAGACUUCAAGUGGUUCCUGGAGAAUGUGUAUCCGGACAUCAGCGUCCCGGAGGAUAAGCCCGGGAUGUUCGGGAUGCUAAAGAGCAGGGGACUGUCCAACUACUGCUUUGACUACAACCCCCCAGAUGACCAUAAUCUGGCUGGUCAUCGAGUCAUUCUCUACCCCUGCCAUGGCAUGGGGCAGAACCAAUUCUUUGAGUACACCAGUGACAAUGAGCUCCGCUACAACACCCGGGAGCCCGCAGGCUGCGUCGCUGUGGACUCCGGGGAUGUGUACCUCACAGUGCACCUGUGCCGCAAGUUUGGGCAGCCCGUGCCUGACGACCAGAAGCUUAUCUUCAGACAGGACGGUUCCCUCUUUCACACCCAGACGAAUAUGUGCGUGGAAGCCAUAGCUAAGGUAGCUAAUGAGGAGCCUGCUCCAACCCUUCGACCCUGCUCCAACUCCAUCCACCAGCAGUGGUUCUUCGAGGAGAGGUCGUAGGGGCCGCUGGCCGACCCGUGGUGAGACGUGGGAAAAGACCCUGGCCCAGAUCUUGCCGUCGAUGGCCAUCCCGGGCCGGCGACGACUCUUUCAACUCUGUGUCGAUCUUUCUCACUUUCUCAUUUCAGCCAGAACGGCGGUUGAAUCAUGGAGUCAAACAGUUCAGGUGCCGAAAGUAAAAAUCCGUACCAGGUCUUUUUUUCAACCAACCUGCUGAAUAUAAAGAGUCACAGUGACAAAGUACAAACUUGUUAGUUGAAACAAAAUCUUUGUCUGGAUUUGUACUUUCUGCAGCUGAAAUAUCUGAGCUAUAGCAUGCUGUGGUUGACCUGUAUGGACUGUGUCAGUGUGUCUGUAGUUAAGACUGCUGUCCUAAACAUGAUUUUGGCUCCCUGCUAGUCGACAGGAUGCAGGUGCCUUGAAGGGAAAUGAUGUUAACAAAAGAUCCUAAACAGUGGGUAAAGCUGUUUCCGAUCAGAUUCUGAUAUGCUGCCAUUUGGGGGAAAAACUCCUCUUCUGUUCAGCCGCGCACUUCCCGUAAAAAAAUGACCCCUGUCUCGCAUGCCUUCAUCAACACUUAGGGGGUUGAUGUGGGUAUUGGAGAAACUGACAGCUACCUGCAGUUAGCUUGUAACACGUUAGUAUGGAAUGUUGUUUUCAAACAUGACCUCUAGAUGGCAUCCUGCUUUAAAGUUUGCCUUUUUUUACCAUCCAUUUGGAUCACUGCUGUCAUAAAUGGUUGAAGUUGGGUGUUUUUACCUUGAAAUGCUAUCGGCAAACUACUGAGUGAUCCACACUAUGGGUUUCCAGCCCUCCUGCAGUCCGUGCUUGAUUGGACAUUUCAGUACUUGUACUCAUGCGUUAGAUAAUGCACGUAAAAGUCUCCGUAAUAUACAUAGGAAAGUUAGACUUCUUGAUAAUGAAGGAAAAGUAAUCAGGAAAAAAAUUCUAAUGAUUGAUGGGAAAACAGCAAUGGAUGAUUUAAGUUUAAAAUUAUAUGAAGAGAUAUAUAUUUUAAAUGGAUCUUAAUAUUAAAUACAGAGUAUACACUAUGGCUGUAAAAUGUUCAUUAAAUUGGUGUUUCUUAUGAGCAGUUAAGUGAAUAUUCUGUCUUCUGACUUGGAAGACAUUCAUGUUAUGUUAACUUUAUAGGUCAGUAAUUGGGACUACACUGGUACUAAGAGAAAUUAACCUUUAUCCUGUGACGAUGGAUCAUAGAUAUCGUUGUCGUAUUUCUGUGUAAGACGAUCAGCUCCACGUAAAGGGCCUGGUUUUAGUGCUCUGCCUUUUCUGGUGAAAAAGUUAAAUUGAAGUGCCUUGUAUUUUUUUAUUAGAUGUAUUUUUGCACCCUUUCCGCAUAAGACUUUUUGAGCAUUUUUUUUAAAUAGCUUACUUUUUUUCUUCUGACUUCUGGCUGGUGACUUUAGAGCACACACCACUGGACCAGCAGCUGCUAAGGGUUGGGGGGGGCUGCUAGCAGUUACGCUAAUCCCUCAGAUGAGCUUAAUGCUAGCUUUCGGGGCAGGCUCGCACUCUUAAAGCUGUUUGAGAUACGGUUCAUAUCUGCCAUUCCAGUACCAUGCAGACAGCCUGCCCCCUUUCCUUCAAAUAGAUGUCGGCGAUGUUUUACACUCCUGUCUAUGCAAUUCCAUCAAAGCUGUAUCCCCAACUUUUUAAUUACGCACAAAUGGGUUCCGGAGACCUGGCAUUUUUGGUGUUGGAAAUUAAGUGGAUUGUGGGAUUAAUUUUCUUAUGGGGCCCUGGACAGGUGAAGUAUACGAGAUUUGUCUUUUGUAUUUGCGUAAAGAGGAUUAUUAUGAAUUAAUGGUGUUUGCUGGUGUAGCCAUGGUUUUCUAAUCGUUAAUGUUUUCAGUUUGUAAAUGUUACUUCAGGUUUAAUUUUGUCAUUUUAAUACAAUUAAAAGUGAAUGUGGGUACAGUG